ACGUCAGGCGACGAAAAUCCAAAGGAGGAGAGCGAUGGCGAUUCAGUUUCGUCUUCAUGCUCACAGGCAGAUCGUAUGGCGCAUUUACGAGAUCUCCUUGAGAAGACACAGCCGGGUUCCCUGCGCCACAGACAGCUCACGCAGAUGCUGAGGACGGAGAAGCACAAAAAACGGGAAGAAGAAAGGUCACGAGGGGAGCGACGCAGAAAGAGGGCGGACUUCCUUCGCUCCAGGGGCGUAUCAAACGCAAACUUGAGCCUGUUACCUGACGACCUCGACGAUCCCACUCCCAGUCCAAUUACAAGGGAUCUGGAGCGGUAUGACCAAGCACGGGUAGCAGCCGAAGAACAGGCUUGUCGAGAGGCUGCCAGAGAAGCGUUUCAGGGAACGUGGUUGAGAUCCACCGAGAAGGAUUUAAAGCGAUGCUGUGAACGGUACCAGGCUAGUGACGACUUGUCGGAGCGUUCCAUGUUGAAGGCCUACAUAAAGCAAUUGACAGGCAAACUCAGGGACCAUCACGUUUCUCUGGGAACGUUUCGAACUGCCGAGGCUGUGGCGGAACGGAGGAGGGUGUGCACGCUUCUCGGGCUUCUGGACCAGCGCCAACAGUACCUGGUCAUGAGUGUAGCGGAGAGACUGCCACUUGCCAAUCAGGACGGUGACGGUGUUGAUGCCGAAGAACAACAAGAAGAAGAAGACCUGAGUAUCUUGGUGACACCUGUUCCAAGCUCA
Porites evermanni is the source of this 732-nucleotide messenger RNA. The record is from the annotation of a GenBank genome assembly. NCBI's taxonomy places the organism in Eukaryota, Metazoa, Cnidaria, Anthozoa, Scleractinia, Poritidae.